Messenger RNA from Gekko japonicus, 823 nucleotides. It is a transcript of the gene VPS28, whose product is annotated as vacuolar protein sorting 28 homolog (S. cerevisiae). The record is from RefSeq and is a predicted model, not a curated record. Gene Ontology annotation, cellular component: ESCRT I complex. Gene Ontology annotation, biological process: protein transport to vacuole involved in ubiquitin-dependent protein catabolic process via the multivesicular body sorting pathway. Lineage: Eukaryota; Metazoa; Chordata; Lepidosauria; Squamata; Gekkonidae. Bases 51 to 716 code for a protein of 221 amino acids. Gene Ontology annotation, molecular function: protein-containing complex binding. The transcript is spliced from 9 exons.
UCCCCGUGUGGAGGCUUGUCUGGAUCCUGGCACCGCAGACGGCAGGAAGCAUGUUCCACGGAAUCCCCGCCACCGCGGGAAUGGGAGCCCCAGCAAACAGGCCGGAACUAUAUGAGGAAGUGAAGCUGUACAAGAAUGCCCGGGAGCGAGAGAAGUAUGACAACAUGGCCGAGCUGUUUGCAGUGGUGAAGACCAUGCAGGCCCUGGAGAAGGCCUACAUUAAGGACUGCGUCACCCCCAGCGAGUACACGGCGGCCUGCUCUCGCCUCUUGGUCCAGUACAAGGCCGCCUUCAAGCAGGUGCAGGGCCUGGAGAUCAACGCCAUCGACGACUUCUGCCGCAAGUUCCGGCUCGACUGCCCGCUGGCCAUGGAGCGGAUCAAGGAGGACCGGCCCAUCACCAUCAAGGACGACAAGGGCAACCUGAACCGCNACGUCUCUUCUCCCCUCCAGCUCUUCAUCACGGUGAUGGACAAGCUGCGCCUGGAGAUCCGAGCCAUGGAUGAGAUCCAGCCCGACCUCCGGGAACUGAUGGAGACCAUGAACCGCAUGAGCCACCUGCCCCAGGACUUUGAGGGGCGGCAGAAGGUGCAGCAGUGGCUGCAGACCCUGAGUGGGAUGUCCGCCUCGGAUGAACUGGACGACUCCCAAGUCCGGCAGAUGCUCUUUGACCUGGAAUCGGCCUACAACGCCUUCAACCGCUUCCUGCAUUCCUGAGGGCCAGCCGAGGCGCCUGCUGUCGCAUGCAGGCCUGGGGUGUGUGUGUGUGUGGGGGGGGAAGAGCCCCUCUCUCCUUUCCUGCCCGGGAACGCCAGAGGACCUGC